CAGCAGCUUGUGCCGGCCCAUGCUGGGCAGAUGCACGUUCGUUCGGAGAAGGCUCACGACCUCACAGGACAAGGAAUCAAGCUAGAGAGGCAAGGGGGCAAGUGGGAGAUGGGCAAGUGCUUGAACGGCAGCAUGUGGGGGUCGUAUCUCACUCGCACUGCUCAAACUCGCCCGGGGAACACGGGCGCACUCGCGUGUGCGGUGGUGUACGAUGCAGAGAGAUCUCAUUCGCACGGCCCAGGUUCGCCUGGGGAACACGGGAGCACUCGUGUGUGCGGUGGUGUACGCUGCAGAGAGGUGAGAGGGGAAGGAGAAGUGCUUUGGGUUGCAACAGAAGCAUACCUGGGAGCCAUGGCGUGUGAACUGCAGCAUGUGGGUGACAGAUCUCAUUCGCACGGCCCAGGUUCGCCUGGGGAACACGGGAGCACUCGUGUGUGCGGUGGUGUACGCUGCAGAGAGGUGAGAGGGGAAGGAGAAGUGCUUUGGGUUGCAACAGAAGCAUACCUGGGAGCCAUGGCGUGUGAACUGCAGCAUGUGGGUGACAGAUCUCAUUCGCACGGCCCAGGUUCGCCUGGGGAACACGGGAGCACUCGUGUGUGCGGUGGUGUACGCUGCAGAGAGGUGAGAGGGGAAGGAGAAGUGCUUUGGGUUGCAACAGAAGCAUACCUGGGAGCCAUGGCGUGUGAACUGCAGCAUGUGGGUGACAGAUCUCAUUCGCACGGCCCAGGUUCGCCUGGGGAACACGGGAGCACUCGUGUGUGCGGUGGUGUACGCUGCAGAGAGGUGAGAGGGGAAGGAGAAGUGCUUUGGGUUGCAACAGAAGCAUACCUGGGAGCCAUGGCGUGUGAACUGCAGCAUGUGGGUGACAGAUCUCAUUCGCACGGCCCAGGUUCGCCUGGGGAACACGGGAGCACUCGUGUGUGCGGUGGUGUACGCUGCAGAGAGGUGAGAGGGGAAGGAGAAGUGCUUUGGGUUGCAACAGAAGCAUACCUGGGAGCCAUGGCGUGUGAACUGCAGCAUGUGGGUGACAGAUCUCAUUCGCACGGCCCAGGUUCGCCUGGGGAACACGGGAGCACUCGUGUGUGCGGUGGUGUACGCUGCAGAGAGGUGAGAGGGGAAGGAGAAGUGCUUUGGGUUGCAACAGAAGCAUACCUGGGAGCCAUGGCGUGUGAACUGCAGCAUGUGGGUGACAGAUCUCAUUCGCACGGCCCAGGUUCGCCUGGGGAACACGGGAGCACUCGUGUGUGCGGUGGUGUACGCUGCAGAGAGGUGAGAGGGGAAGGAGAAGUGCUUUGGGUUGCAACAGAAGCAUACCUGGGAGCCAUGGCGUGUGAACUGCAGCAUGUGGGUGACAGAUCUCAUUCGCACGGCCCAGGUUCGCCUGGGGAACACGGGAGCACUCGUGUGUGCGGUGGUGUACGCUGCAGAGAGGUGAGAGGGGAAGGAGAAGUGCUUUGGGUUGCAACAGAAGCAUACCUGGGAGCCAUGGCGUGUGAACUGCAGCAUGUGGGUGACAGAUCUCAUUCGCACGGCCCAGGUUCGCCUGGGGAACACGGGAGCACUCGUGUGUGCGGUGGUGUACGCUGCAGAGAGGUGAGAGGGGAAGGAGAAGUGCUUUGGGUUGCAACAGAAGCAUACCUGGGAGCCAUGGCGUGUGAACUGCAGCAUGUGGGUGACAGAUCUCAUUCGCACGGCCCAGGUUCGCCUGGGGAACACGGGAGCACUCGUGUGUGCGGUGGUGUACGCUGCAGAGAGGUGAGAGGGGAAGGAGAAGUGCUUUGGGUUGCAACAGAAGCAUACCUGGGAGCCAUGGCGUGUGAACUGCAGCAUGUGGGUGACAGAUCUCAUUCGCACGGCCCAGGUUCGCCUGGGGAACACGGGAGCACUCGUGUGUGCGGUGGUGUACGCUGCAGAGAGGUGAGAGGGGAAGGAGAAGUGCUUUGGGUUGCAACAGAAGCAUACCUGGGAGCCAUGGCGUGUGAACUGCAGCAUGUGGGUGACAGAUCUCAUUCGCACGGCCCAGGUUCGCCUGGGGAACACGGGAGCACUCGUGUGUGCGGUGGUGUACGCUGCAGAGAGGUGAGAGGGGAAGGAGAAGUGCUUUGGGUUGCAACAGAAGCAUACCUGGGAGCCAUGGCGUGUGAACUGCAGCAUGUGGGUGACAGAUCUCAUUCGCACGGCCCAGGUUCGCCUGGGGAACACGGGAGCACUCGUGUGUGCGGUGGUGUACGCUGCAGAGAGGUGAGAGGGGAAGGAGAAGUGCUUUGGGUUGCAACAGAAGCAUACCUGGGAGCCAUGGCGUGUGAACUGCAGCAUGUGGGUGACAGAUCUCAUUCGCACGGCCCAGGUUCGCCUGGGGAACACGGGAGCACUCGUGUGUGCGGUGGUGUACGCUGCAGAGAGGUGAGAGGGGAAGGAGAAGUGCUUUGGGUUGCAACAGAAGCAUACCUGGGAGCCAUGGCGUGUGAACUGCAGCAUGUGGGUGACAGAUCUCAUUCGCACGGCCCAGGUUCGCCUGGGGAACACGGGAGCACUCGUGUGUGCGGUGGUGUACGCUGCAGAGAGGUGAGAGGGGAAGGAGAAGUGCUUUGGGUUGCAACAGAAGCAUACCUGGGAGCCAUGGCGUGUGAACUGCAGCAUGUGGGUGACAGAUCUCAUUCGCACGGCCCAGGUUCGCCUGGGGAACACGGGAGCACUCGUGUGUGCGGUGGUGUACGCUGCAGAGAGGUGAGAGGGGAAGGAGAAGUGCUUUGGGUUGCAACAGAAGCAUACCUGGGAGCCAUGGCGUGUGAACUGCAGCAUGUGGGUGACAGAUCUCAUUCGCACGGCCCAGGUUCGCCUGGGGAACACGGGAGCACUCGUGUGUGCGGUGGUGUACGCUGCAGAGAGGUGAGAGGGGAAGGAGAAGUGCUUUGGGUUGCAACAGAAGCAUACCUGGGAGCCAUGGCGUGUGAACUGCAGCAUGUGGGUGACAGAUCUCAUUCGCACGGCCCAGGUUCGCCUGGGGAACACGGGAGCACUCGUGUGUGCGGUGGUGUACGCUGCAGAGAGGUGAGAGGGGAAGGAGAAGUGCUUUGGGUUGCAACAGAAGCAUACCUGGGAGCCAUGGCGUGUGAACUGCAGCAUGUGGGUGACAGAUCUCAUUCGCACGGCCCAGGUUCGCCUGGGGAACACGGGAGCACUCGUGUGUGCGGUGGUGUACGCUGCAGAGAGGUGAGAGGGGAAGGAGAAGUGCUUUGGGUUGCAACAGAAGCAUACCUGGGAGCCAUGGCGUGUGAACUGCAGCAUGUGGGUGACAGAUCUCAUUCGCACGGCCCAGGUUCGCCUGGGGAACACGGGAGCACUCGUGUGUGCGGUGGUGUACGCUGCAGAGAGGUGAGAGGGGAAGGAGAAGUGCUUUGGGUUGCAACAGAAGCAUACCUGGGAGCCAUGGCGUGUGAACUGCAGCAUGUGGGUGACAGAUCUCAUUCGCACGGCCCAGGUUCGCCUGGGGAACACGGGAGCACUCGUGUGUGCGGUGGUGUACGCUGCAGAGAGGUGAGAGGGGAAGGAGAAGUGCUUUGGGUUGCAACAGAAGCAUACCUGGGAGCCAUGGCGUGUGAACUGCAGCAUGUGGGUGACAGAUCUCAUUCGCACGGCCCAGGUUCGCCUGGGGAACACGGGAGCACUCGUGUGUGCGGUGGUGUACGCUGCAGAGAGGUGAGAGGGGAAGGAGAAGUGCUUUGGGUUGCAACAGAAGCAUACCUGGGAGCCAUGGCGUGUGAACUGCAGCAUGUGGGUGACAGAUCUCAUUCGCACGGCCCAGGUUCGCCUGGGGAACACGGGAGCACUCGUGUGUGCGGUGGUGUACGCUGCAGAGAGGUGAGAGGGGAAGGAGAAGUGCUUUGGGUUGCAACAGAAGCAUACCUGGGAGCCAUGGCGUGUGAACUGCAGCAUGUGGGUGACAGAUCUCAUUCGCACGGCCCAGGUUCGCCUGGGGAACACGGGAGCACUCGUGUGUGCGGUGGUGUACGCUGCAGAGAGGUGAGAGGGGAAGGAGAAGUGCUUUGGGUUGCAACAGAAGCAUACCUGGGAGCCAUGGCGUGUGAACUGCAGCAUGUGGGUGACAGAUCUCAUUCGCACGGCCCAGGUUCGCCUGGGGAACACGGGAGCACUCGUGUGUGCGGUGGUGUACGCUGCAGAGAGGUGAGAGGGGAAGGAGAAGUGCUUUGGGUUGCAACAGAAGCAUACCUGGGAGCCAUGGCGUGUGAACUGCAGCAUGUGGGUGACAGAUCUCAUUCGCACGGCCCAGGUUCGCCUGGGGAACACGGGAGCACUCGUGUGUGCGGUGGUGUACGCUGCAGAGAGGUGAGAGGGGAAGGAGAAGUGCUUUGGGUUGCAACAGAAGCAUACCUGGGAGCCAUGGCGUGUGAACUGCAGCAUGUGGGUGACAGAUCUCAUUCGCACGGCCCAGGUUCGCCUGGGGAACACGGGAGCACUCGUGUGUGCGGUGGUGUACGCUGCAGAGAGGUGAGAGGGGAAGGAGAAGUGCUUUGGGUUGCAACAGAAGCAUACCUGGGAGCCAUGGCGUGUGAACUGCAGCAUGUGGGUGACAGAUCUCAUUCGCACGGCCCAGGUUCGCCUGGGGAACACGGGAGCACUCGUGUGUGCGGUGGUGUACGCUGCAGAGAGGUGAGAGGGGAAGGAGAAGUGCUUUGGGUUGCAACAGAAGCAUACCUGGGAGCCAUGGCGUGUGAACUGCAGCAUGUGGGUGACAGAUCUCAUUCGCACGGCCCAGGUUCGCCUGGGGAACACGGGAGCACUCGUGUGUGCGGUGGUGUACGCUGCAGAGAGGUGAGAGGGGAAGGAGAAGUGCUUUGGGUUGCAACAGAAGCAUACCUGGGAGCCAUGGCGUGUGAACUGCAGCAUGUGGGUGACAGAUCUCAUUCGCACGGCCCAGGUUCGCCUGGGGAACACGGGAGCACUCGUGUGUGCGGUGGUGUACGCUGCAGAGAGGUGAGAGGGGAAGGAGAAGUGCUUUGGGUUGCAACAGAAGCAUACCUGGGAGCCAUGGCGUGUGAACUGCAGCAUGUGGGUGACAGAUCUCAUUCGCACGGCCCAGGUUCGCCUGGGGAACACGGGAGCACUCGUGUGUGCGGUGGUGUACGCUGCAGAGAGGUGAGAGGGGAAGGAGAAGUGCUUUGGGUUGCAACAGAAGCAUACCUGGGAGCCAUGGCGUGUGAACUGCAGCAUGUGGGUGACAGAUCUCAUUCGCACGGCCCAGGUUCGCCUGGGGAACACGGGAGCACUCGUGUGUGCGGUGGUGUACGCUGCAGAGAGGUGAGAGGGGAAGGAGAAGUGCUUUGGGUUGCAACAGAAGCAUACCUGGGAGCCAUGGCGUGUGAACUGCAGCAUGUGGGUGACAGAUCUCAUUCGCACGGCCCAGGUUCGCCUGGGGAACACGGGAGCACUCGUGUGUGCGGUGGUGUACGCUGCAGAGAGGUGAGAGGGGAAGGAGAAGUGCUUUGGGUUGCAACAGAAGCAUACCUGGGAGCCAUGGCGUGUGAACUGCAGCAUGUGGGUGACAGAUCUCAUUCGCACGGCCCAGGUUCGCCUGGGGAACACGGGAGCACUCGUGUGUGCGGUGGUGUACGCUGCAGAGAGGUGAGAGGGGAAGGAGAAGUGCUUUGGGUUGCAACAGAAGCAUACCUGGGAGCCAUGGCGUGUGAACUGCAGCAUGUGGGUGACAGAUCUCAUUCGCACGGCCCAGGUUCGCCUGGGGAACACGGGAGCACUCGUGUGUGCGGUGGUGUACGCUGCAGAGAGGUGAGAGGGGAAGGAGAAGUGCUUUGGGUUGCAACAGAAGCAUACCUGGGAGCCAUGGCGUGUGAACUGCAGCAUGUGGGUGACAGAUCUCAUUCGCACGGCCCAGGUUCGCCUGGGGAACACGGGAGCACUCGUGUGUGCGGUGGUGUACGCUGCAGAGAGGUGAGAGGGGAAGGAGAAGUGCUUUGGGUUGCAACAGAAGCAUACCUGGGAGCCAUGGCGUGUGAACUGCAGCAUGUGGGUGACAGAUCUCAUUCGCACGGCCCAGGUUCGCCUGGGGAACACGGGAGCACUCGUGUGUGCGGUGGUGUACGCUGCAGAGAGGUGAGAGGGGAAGGAGAAGUGCUUUGGGUUGCAACAGAAGCAUACCUGGGAGCCAUGGCGUGUGAACUGCAGCAUGUGGGUGACAGAUCUCAUUCGCACGGCCCAGGUUCGCCUGGGGAACACGGGAGCACUCGUGUGUGCGGUGGUGUACGCUGCAGAGAGGUGAGAGGGGAAGGAGAAGUGCUUUGGGUUGCAACAGAAGCAUACCUGGGAGCCAUGGCGUGUGAACUGCAGCAUGUGGGUGACAGAUCUCAUUCGCACGGCCCAGGUUCGCCUGGGGAACACGGGAGCACUCGUGUGUGCGGUGGUGUACGCUGCAGAGAGGUGAGAGGGGAAGGAGAAGUGCUUUGGGUUGCAACAGAAGCAUACCUGGGAGCCAUGGCGUGUGAACUGCAGCAUGUGGGUGACAGAUCUCAUUCGCACGGCCCAGGUUCGCCUGGGGAACACGGGAGCACUCGUGUGUGCGGUGGUGUACGCUGCAGAGAGGUGAGAGGGGAAGGAGAAGUGCUUUGGGUUGCAACAGAAGCAUACCUGGGAGCCAUGGCGUGUGAACUGCAGCAUGUGGGUGACAGAUCUCAUUCGCACGGCCCAGGUUCGCCUGGGGAACACGGGAGCACUCGUGUGUGCGGUGGUGUACGCUGCAGAGAGGUGAGAGGGGAAGGAGAAGUGCUUUGGGUUGCAACAGAAGCAUACCUGGGAGCCAUGGCGUGUGAACUGCAGCAUGUGGGUGACAGAUCUCAUUCGCACGGCCCAGGUUCGCCUGGGGAACACGGGAGCACUCGUGUGUGCGGUGGUGUACGCUGCAGAGAGGUGAGAGGGGAAGGAGAAGUGCUUUGGGUUGCAACAGAAGCAUACCUGGGAGCCAUGGCGUGUGAACUGCAGCAUGUGGGUGACAGAUCUCAUUCGCACGGCCCAGGUUCGCCUGGGGAACACGGGAGCACUCGUGUGUGCGGUGGUGUACGCUGCAGAGAGGUGAGAGGGGAAGGAGAAGUGCUUUGGGUUGCAACAGAAGCAUACCUGGGAGCCAUGGCGUGUGAACUGCAGCAUGUGGGUGACAGAUCUCAUUCGCACGGCCCAGGUUCGCCUGGGGAACACGGGAGCACUCGUGUGUGCGGUGGUGUACGCUGCAGAGAGGUGAGAGGGGAAGGAGAAGUGCUUUGGGUUGCAACAGAAGCAUACCUGGGAGCCAUGGCGUGUGAACUGCAGCAUGUGGGUGACAGAUCUCAUUCGCACGGCCCAGGUUCGCCUGGGGAACACGGGAGCACUCGUGUGUGCGGUGGUGUACGCUGCAGAGAGGUGAGAGGGGAAGGAGAAGUGCUUUGGGUUGCAACAGAAGCAUACCUGGGAGCCAUGGCGUGUGAACUGCAGCAUGUGGGUGACAGAUCUCAUUCGCACGGCCCAGGUUCGCCUGGGGAACACGGGAGCACUCGUGUGUGCGGUGGUGUACGCUGCAGAGAGGUGAGAGGGGAAGGAGAAGUGCUUUGGGUUGCAACAGAAGCAUACCUGGGAGCCAUGGCGUGUGAACUGCAGCAUGUGGGUGACAGAUCUCAUUCGCACGGCCCAGGUUCGCCUGGGGAACACGGGAGCACUCGUGUGUGCGGUGGUGUACGCUGCAGAGAGGUGAGAGGGGAAGGAGAAGUGCUUUGGGUUGCAACAGAAGCAUACCUGGGAGCCAUGGCGUGUGAACUGCAGCAUGUGGGUGACAGAUCUCAUUCGCACGGCCCAGGUUCGCCUGGGGAACACGGGAGCACUCGUGUGUGCGGUGGUGUACGCUGCAGAGAGGUGAGAGGGGAAGGAGAAGUGCUUUGGGUUGCAACAGAAGCAUACCUGGGAGCCAUGGCGUGUGAACUGCAGCAUGUGGGUGACAGAUCUCAUUCGCACGGCCCAGGUUCGCCUGGGGAACACGGGAGCACUCGUGUGUGCGGUGGUGUACGCUGCAGAGAGGUGAGAGGGGAAGGAGAAGUGCUUUGGGUUGCAACAGAAGCAUACCUGGGAGCCAUGGCGUGUGAACUGCAGCAUGUGGGUGACAGAUCUCAUUCGCACGGCCCAGGUUCGCCUGGGGAACACGGGAGCACUCGUGUGUGCGGUGGUGUACGCUGCAGAGAGGUGAGAGGGGAAGGAGAAGUGCUUUGGGUUGCAACAGAAGCAUACCUGGGAGCCAUGGCGUGUGAACUGCAGCAUGUGGGUGACAGAUCUCAUUCGCACGGCCCAGGUUCGCCUGGGGAACACGGGAGCACUCGUGUGUGCGGUGGUGUACGCUGCAGAGAGGUGAGAGGGGAAGGAGAAGUGCUUUGGGUUGCAACAGAAGCAUACCUGGGAGCCAUGGCGUGUGAACUGCAGCAUGUGGGUGACAGAUCUCAUUCGCACGGCCCAGGUUCGCCUGGGGAACACGGGAGCACUCGUGUGUGCGGUGGUGUACGCUGCAGAGAGGUGAGAGGGGAAGGAGAAGUGCUUUGGGUUGCAACAGAAGCAUACCUGGGAGCCAUGGCGUGUGAACUGCAGCAUGUGGGUGACAGAUCUCAUUCGCACGGCCCAGGUUCGCCUGGGGAACACGGGAGCACUCGUGUGUGCGGUGGUGUACGCUGCAGAGAGGUGAGAGGGGAAGGAGAAGUGCUUUGGGUUGCAACAGAAGCAUACCUGGGAGCCAUGGCGUGUGAACUGCAGCAUGUGGGUGACAGAUCUCAUUCGCACGGCCCAGGUUCGCCUGGGGAACACGGGAGCACUCGUGUGUGCGGUGGUGUACGCUGCAGAGAGGUGAGAGGGGAAGGAGAAGUGCUUUGGGUUGCAACAGAAGCAUACCUGGGAGCCAUGGCGUGUGAACUGCAGCAUGUGGGUGACAGAUCUCAUUCGCACGGCCCAGGUUCGCCUGGGGAACACGGGAGCACUCGUGUGUGCGGUGGUGUACGCUGCAGAGAGGUGAGAGGGGAAGGAGAAGUGCUUUGGGUUGCAACAGAAGCAUACCUGGGAGCCAUGGCGUGUGAACUGCAGCAUGUGGGUGACAGAUCUCAUUCGCACGGCCCAGGUUCGCCUGGGGAACACGGGAGCACUCGUGUGUGCGGUGGUGUACGCUGCAGAGAGGUGAGAGGGGAAGGAGAAGUGCUUUGGGUUGCAACAGAAGCAUACCUGGGAGCCAUGGCGUGUGAACUGCAGCAUGUGGGUGACAGAUCUCAUUCGCACGGCCCAGGUUCGCCUGGGGAACACGGGAGCACUCGUGUGUGCGGUGGUGUACGCUGCAGAGAGGUGAGAGGGGAAGGAGAAGUGCUUUGGGUUGCAACAGAAGCAUACCUGGGAGCCAUGGCGUGUGAACUGCAGCAUGUGGGUGACAGAUCUCAUUCGCACGGCCCAGGUUCGCCUGGGGAACACGGGAGCACUCGUGUGUGCGGUGGUGUACGCUGCAGAGAGGUGAGAGGGGAAGGAGAAGUGCUUUGGGUUGCAACAGAAGCAUACCUGGGAGCCAUGGCGUGUGAACUGCAGCAUGUGGGUGACAGAUCUCAUUCGCACGGCCCAGGUUCGCCUGGGGAACACGGGAGCACUCGUGUGUGCGGUGGUGUACGCUGCAGAGAGGUGAGAGGGGAAGGAGAAGUGCUUUGGGUUGCAACAGAAGCAUACCUGGGAGCCAUGGCGUGUGAACUGCAGCAUGUGGGUGACAGAUCUCAUUCGCACGGCCCAGGUUCGCCUGGGGAACACGGGAGCACUCGUGUGUGCGGUGGUGUACGCUGCAGAGAGGUGAGAGGGGAAGGAGAAGUGCUUUGGGUUGCAACAGAAGCAUACCUGGGAGCCAUGGCGUGUGAACUGCAGCAUGUGGGUGACAGAUCUCAUUCGCACGGCCCAGGUUCGCCUGGGGAACACGGGAGCACUCGUGUGUGCGGUGGUGUACGCUGCAGAGAGGUGAGAGGGGAAGGAGAAGUGCUUUGGGUUGCAACAGAAGCAUACCUGGGAGCCAUGGCGUGUGAACUGCAGCAUGUGGGUGACAGAUCUCAUUCGCACGGCCCAGGUUCGCCUGGGGAACACGGGAGCACUCGUGUGUGCGGUGGUGUACGCUGCAGAGAGGUGAGAGGGGAAGGAGAAGUGCUUUGGGUUGCAACAGAAGCAUACCUGGGAGCCAUGGCGUGUGAACUGCAGCAUGUGGGUGACAGAUCUCAUUCGCACGGCCCAGGUUCGCCUGGGGAACACGGGAGCACUCGUGUGUGCGGUGGUGUACGCUGCAGAGAGGUGAGAGGGGAAGGAGAAGUGCUUUGGGUUGCAACAGAAGCAUACCUGGGAGCCAUGGCGUGUGAACUGCAGCAUGUGGGUGACAGAUCUCAUUCGCACGGCCCAGGUUCGCCUGGGGAACACGGGAGCACUCGUGUGUGCGGUGGUGUACGCUGCAGAGAGGUGAGAGGGGAAGGAGAAGUGCUUUGGGUUGCAACAGAAGCAUACCUGGGAGCCAUGGCGUGUGAACUGCAGCAUGUGGGUGACAGAUCUCAUUCGCACGGCCCAGGUUCGCCUGGGGAACACGGGAGCACUCGUGUGUGCGGUGGUGUACGCUGCAGAGAGGUGAGAGGGGAAGGAGAAGUGCUUUGGGUUGCAACAGAAGCAUACCUGGGAGCCAUGGCGUGUGAACUGCAGCAUGUGGGUGACAGAUCUCAUUCGCACGGCCCAGGUUCGCCUGGGGAACACGGGAGCACUCGUGUGUGCGGUGGUGUACGCUGCAGAGAGGUGAGAGGGGAAGGAGAAGUGCUUUGGGUUGCAACAGAAGCAUACCUGGGAGCCAUGGCGUGUGAACUGCAGCAUGUGGGUGACAGAUCUCAUUCGCACGGCCCAGGUUCGCCUGGGGAACACGGGAGCACUCGUGUGUGCGGUGGUGUACGCUGCAGAGAGGUGAGAGGGGAAGGAGAAGUGCUUUGGGUUGCAACAGAAGCAUACCUGGGAGCCAUGGCGUGUGAACUGCAGCAUGUGGGUGACAGAUCUCAUUCGCACGGCCCAGGUUCGCCUGGGGAACACGGGAGCACUCGUGUGUGCGGUGGUGUACGCUGCAGAGAGGUGAGAGGGGAAGGAGAAGUGCUUUGGGUUGCAACAGAAGCAUACCUGGGAGCCAUGGCGUGUGAACUGCAGCAUGUGGGUGACAGAUCUCAUUCGCACGGCCCAGGUUCGCCUGGGGAACACGGGAGCACUCGUGUGUGCGGUGGUGUACGCUGCAGAGAGGUGAGAGGGGAAGGAGAAGUGCUUUGGGUUGCAACAGAAGCAUACCUGGGAGCCAUGGCGUGUGAACUGCAGCAUGUGGGUGACAGAUCUCAUUCGCACGGCCCAGGUUCGCCUGGGGAACACGGGAGCACUCGUGUGUGCGGUGGUGUACGCUGCAGAGAGGUGAGAGGGGAAGGAGAAGUGCUUUGGGUUGCAACAGAAGCAUACCUGGGAGCCAUGGCGUGUGAACUGCAGCAUGUGGGUGACAGAUCUCAUUCGCACGGCCCAGGUUCGCCUGGGGAACACGGGAGCACUCGUGUGUGCGGUGGUGUACGCUGCAGAGAGGUGAGAGGGGAAGGAGAAGUGCUUUGGGUUGCAACAGAAGCAUACCUGGGAGCCAUGGCGUGUGAACUGCAGCAUGUGGGUGACAGAUCUCAUUCGCACGGCCCAGGUUCGCCUGGGGAACACGGGAGCACUCGUGUGUGCGGUGGUGUACGCUGCAGAGAGGUGAGAGGGGAAGGAGAAGUGCUUUGGGUUGCAACAGAAGCAUACCUGGGAGCCAUGGCGUGUGAACUGCAGCAUGUGGGUGACAGAUCUCAUUCGCACGGCCCAGGUUCGCCUGGGGAACACGGGAGCACUCGUGUGUGCGGUGGUGUACGCUGCAGAGAGGUGAGAGGGGAAGGAGAAGUGCUUUGGGUUGCAACAGAAGCAUACCUGGGAGCCAUGGCGUGUGAACUGCAGCAUGUGGGUGACAGAUCUCAUUCGCACGGCCCAGGUUCGCCUGGGGAACACGGGAGCACUCGUGUGUGCGGUGGUGUACGCUGCAGAGAGGUGAGAGGGGAAGGAGAAGUGCUUUGGGUUGCAACAGAAGCAUACCUGGGAGCCAUGGCGUGUGAACUGCAGCAUGUGGGUGACAGAUCUCAUUCGCACGGCCCAGGUUCGCCUGGGGAACACGGGAGCACUCGUGUGUGCGGUGGUGUACGCUGCAGAGAGGUGAGAGGGGAAGGAGAAGUGCUUUGGGUUGCAACAGAAGCAUACCUGGGAGCCAUGGCGUGUGAACUGCAGCAUGUGGGUGACAGAUCUCAUUCGCACGGCCCAGGUUCGCCUGGGGAACACGGGAGCACUCGUGUGUGCGGUGGUGUACGCUGCAGAGAGGUGAGAGGGGAAGGAGAAGUGCUUUGGGUUGCAACAGAAGCAUACCUGGGAGCCAUGGCGUGUGAACUGCAGCAUGUGGGUGACAGAUCUCAUUCGCACGGCCCAGGUUCGCCUGGGGAACACGGGAGCACUCGUGUGUGCGGUGGUGUACGCUGCAGAGAGGUGAGAGGGGAAGGAGAAGUGCUUUGGGUUGCAACAGAAGCAUACCUGGGAGCCAUGGCGUGUGAACUGCAGCAUGUGGGUGACAGAUCUCAUUCGCACGGCCCAGGUUCGCCUGGGGAACACGGGAGCACUCGUGUGUGCGGUGGUGUACGCUGCAGAGAGGUGAGAGGGGAAGGAGAAGUGCUUUGGGUUGCAACAGAAGCAUACCUGGGAGCCAUGGCGUGUGAACUGCAGCAUGUGGGUGACAGAUCUCAUUCGCACGGCCCAGGUUCGCCUGGGGAACACGGGAGCACUCGUGUGUGCGGUGGUGUACGCUGCAGAGAGGUGAGAGGGGAAGGAGAAGUGCUUUGGGUUGCAACAGAAGCAUACCUGGGAGCCAUGGCGUGUGAACUGCAGCAUGUGGGUGACAGAUCUCAUUCGCACGGCCCAGGUUCGCCUGGGGAACACGGGAGCACUCGUGUGUGCGGUGGUGUACGCUGCAGAGAGGUGAGAGGGGAAGGAGAAGUGCUUUGGGUUGCAACAGAAGCAUACCUGGGAGCCAUGGCGUGUGAACUGCAGCAUGUGGGUGACAGAUCUCAUUCGCACGGCCCAGGUUCGCCUGGGGAACACGGGAGCACUCGUGUGUGCGGUGGUGUACGCUGCAGAGAGGUGAGAGGGGAAGGAGAAGUGCUUUGGGUUGCAACAGAAGCAUACCUGGGAGCCAUGGCGUGUGAACUGCAGCAUGUGGGUGACAGAUCUCAUUCGCACGGCCCAGGUUCGCCUGGGGAACACGGGAGCACUCGUGUGUGCGGUGGUGUACGCUGCAGAGAGGUGAGAGGGGAAGGAGAAGUGCUUUGGGUUGCAACAGAAGCAUACCUGGGAGCCAUGGCGUGUGAACUGCAGCAUGUGGGUGACAGAUCUCAUUCGCACGGCCCAGGUUCGCCUGGGGAACACGGGAGCACUCGUGUGUGCGGUGGUGUACGCUGCAGAGAGGUGAGAGGGGAAGGAGAAGUGCUUUGGGUUGCAACAGAAGCAUACCUGGGAGCCAUGGCGUGUGAACUGCAGCAUGUGGGUGACAGAUCUCAUUCGCACGGCCCAGGUUCGCCUGGGGAACACGGGAGCACUCGUGUGUGCGGUGGUGUACGCUGCAGAGAGGUGAGAGGGGAAGGAGAAGUGCUUUGGGUUGCAACAGAAGCAUACCUGGGAGCCAUGGCGUGUGAACUGCAGCAUGUGGGUGACAGAUCUCAUUCGCACGGCCCAGGUUCGCCUGGGGAACACGGGAGCACUCGUGUGUGCGGUGGUGUACGCUGCAGAGAGGUGAGAGGGGAAGGAGAAGUGCUUUGGGUUGCAACAGAAGCAUACCUGGGAGCCAUGGCGUGUGAACUGCAGCAUGUGGGUGACAGAUCUCAUUCGCACGGCCCAGGUUCGCCUGGGGAACACGGGAGCACUCGUGUGUGCGGUGGUGUACGCUGCAGAGAGGUGAGAGGGGAAGGAGAAGUGCUUUGGGUUGCAACAGAAGCAUACCUGGGAGCCAUGGCGUGUGAACUGCAGCAUGUGGGUGACAGAUCUCAUUCGCACGGCCCAGGUUCGCCUGGGGAACACGGGAGCACUCGUGUGUGCGGUGGUGUACGCUGCAGAGAGGUGAGAGGGGAAGGAGAAGUGCUUUGGGUUGCAACAGAAGCAUACCUGGGAGCCAUGGCGUGUGAACUGCAGCAUGUGGGUGACAGAUCUCAUUCGCACGGCCCAGGUUCGCCUGGGGAACACGGGAGCACUCGUGUGUGCGGUGGUGUACGCUGCAGAGAGGUGAGAGGGGAAGGAGAAGUGCUUUGGGUUGCAACAGAAGCAUACCUGGGAGCCAUGGCGUGUGAACUGCAGCAUGUGGGUGACAGAUCUCAUUCGCACGGCCCAGGUUCGCCUGGGGAACACGGGAGCACUCGUGUGUGCGGUGGUGUACGCUGCAGAGAGGUGAGAGGGGAAGGAGAAGUGCUUUGGGUUGCAACAGAAGCAUACCUGGGAGCCAUGGCGUGUGAACUGCAGCAUGUGGGUGACAGAUCUCAUUCGCACGGCCCAGGUUCGCCUGGGGAACACGGGAGCACUCGUGUGUGCGGUGGUGUACGCUGCAGAGAGGUGAGAGGGGAAGGAGAAGUGCUUUGGGUUGCAACAGAAGCAUACCUGGGAGCCAUGGCGUGUGAACUGCAGCAUGUGGGUGACAGAUCUCAUUCGCACGGCCCAGGUUCGCCUGGGGAACACGGGAGCACUCGUGUGUGCGGUGGUGUACGCUGCAGAGAGGUGAGAGGGGAAGGAGAAGUGCUUUGGGUUGCAACAGAAGCAUACCUGGGAGCCAUGGCGUGUGAACUGCAGCAUGUGGGUGACAGAUCUCAUUCGCACGGCCCAGGUUCGCCUGGGGAACACGGGAGCACUCGUGUGUGCGGUGGUGUACGCUGCAGAGAGCAUGUGGGUGACAGAUCUCAUUCGCACGGCCCAGGUUCGCCUGGGGAACACGGGAGCACUCGUGUGUGCGGUGGUGUACGCUGCAGAGAGGUGAGAGGGGAAGGAGAAGUGCUUUGGGUUGCAACAGAAGCAUACCUGGGAGCCAUGGCGUGUGAACUGCAGCAUGUGGGUGACAGAUCUCAUUCGCACGGCCCAGGUUCGCCUGGGGAACACGGGAGCACUCGUGUGUGCGGUGGUGUACGCUGCAGAGAGGUGAGAGGGGAAGGAGAAGUGCUUUGGGUUGCAACAGAAGCAUACCUGGGAGCCAUGGCGUGUGAACUGCAGCAUGUGGGUGACAGAUCUCAUUCGCACGGCCCAGGUUCGCCUGGGGAACACGGGAGCACUCGUGUGUGCGGUGGUGUACGCUGCAGAGAGGUGAGAGGGGAAGGAGAAGUGCUUUGGGUUGCAACAGAAGCAUACCUGGGAGCCAUGGCGUGUGAACUGCAGCAUGUGGGUGACAGAUCUCAUUCGCACGGCCCAGGUUCGCCUGGGGAACACGGGAGCACUCGUGUGUGCGGUGGUGUACGCUGCAGAGAGGUGAGAGGGGAAGGAGAAGUGCUUUGGGUUGCAACAGAAGCAUACCUGGGAGCCAUGGCGUGUGAACUGCAGCAUGUGGGUGACAGAUCUCAUUCGCACGGCCCAGGUUCGCCUGGGGAACACGGGAGCACUCGUGUGUGCGGUGGUGUACGCUGCAGAGAGGUGAGAGGGGAAGGAGAAGUGCUUUGGGUUGCAACAGAAGCAUACCUGGGAGCCAUGGCGUGUGAACUGCAGCAUGUGGGUGACAGAUCUCAUUCGCACGGCCCAGGUUCGCCUGGGGAACACGGGAGCACUCGUGUGUGCGGUGGUGUACGCUGCAGAGAGGUGAGAGGGGAAGGAGAAGUGCUUUGGGUUGCAACAGAAGCAUACCUGGGAGCCAUGGCGUGUGAACUGCAGCAUGUGGGUGACAGAUCUCAUUCGCACGGCCCAGGUUCGCCUGGGGAACACGGGAGCACUCGUGUGUGCGGUGGUGUACGCUGCAGAGAGGUGAGAGGGGAAGGAGAAGUGCUUUGGGUUGCAACAGAAGCAUACCUGGGAGCCAUGGCGUGUGAACUGCAGCAUGUGGGUGACAGAUCUCAUUCGCACGGCCCAGGUUCGCCUGGGGAACACGGGAGCACUCGUGUGUGCGGUGGUGUACGCUGCAGAGAGGUGAGAGGGGAAGGAGAAGUGCUUUGGGUUGCAACAGAAGCAUACCUGGGAGCCAUGGCGUGUGAACUGCAGCAUGUGGGUGACAGAUCUCAUUCGCACGGCCCAGGUUCGCCUGGGGAACACGGGAGCACUCGUGUGUGCGGUGGUGUACGCUGCAGAGAGGUGAGAGGGGAAGGAGAAGUGCUUUGGGUUGCAACAGAAGCAUACCUGGGAGCCAUGGCGUGUGAACUGCAGCAUGUGGGUGACAGAUCUCAUUCGCACGGCCCAGGUUCGCCUGGGGAACACGGGAGCACUCGUGUGUGCGGUGGUGUACGCUGCAGAGAGGUGAGAGGGGAAGGAGAAGUGCUUUGGGUUGCAACAGAAGCAUACCUGGGAGCCAUGGCGUGUGAACUGCAGCAUGUGGGUGACAGAUCUCAUUCGCACGGCCCAGGUUCGCCUGGGGAACACGGGAGCACUCGUGUGUGCGGUGGUGUACGCUGCAGAGAGGUGAGAGGGGAAGGAGAAGUGCUUUGGGUUGCAACAGAAGCAUACCUGGGAGCCAUGGCGUGUGAACUGCAGCAUGUGGGUGACAGAUCUCAUUCGCACGGCCCAGGUUCGCCUGGGGAACACGGGAGCACUCGUGUGUGCGGUGGUGUACGCUGCAGAGAGGUGAGAGGGGAAGGAGAAGUGCUUUGGGUUGCAACAGAAGCAUACCUGGGAGCCAUGGCGUGUGAACUGCAGCAUGUGGGUGACAGAUCUCAUUCGCACGGCCCAGGUUCGCCUGGGGAACACGGGAGCACUCGUGUGUGCGGUGGUGUACGCUGCAGAGAGGUGAGAGGGGAAGGAGAAGUGCUUUGGGUUGCAACAGAAGCAUACCUGGGAGCCAUGGCGUGUGAACUGCAGCAUGUGGGUGACAGAUCUCAUUCGCACGGCCCAGGUUCGCCUGGGGAACACGGGAGCACUCGUGUGUGCGGUGGUGUACGCUGCAGAGAGGUGAGAGGGGAAGGAGAAGUGCUUUGGGUUGCAACAGAAGCAUACCUGGGAGCCAUGGCGUGUGAACUGCAGCAUGUGGGUGACAGAUCUCAUUCGCACGGCCCAGGUUCGCCUGGGGAACACGGGAGCACUCGUGUGUGCGGUGGUGUACGCUGCAGAGAGGUGAGAGGGGAAGGAGAAGUGCUUUGGGUUGCAACAGAAGCAUACCUGGGAGCCAUGGCGUGUGAACUGCAGCAUGUGGGUGACAGAUCUCAUUCGCACGGCCCAGGUUCGCCUGGGGAACACGGGAGCACUCGUGUGUGCGGUGGUGUACGCUGCAGAGAGGUGAGAGGGGAAGGAGAAGUGCUUUGGGUUGCAACAGAAGCAUACCUGGGAGCCAUGGCGUGUGAACUGCAGCAUGUGGGUGACAGAUCUCAUUCGCACGGCCCAGGUUCGCCUGGGGAACACGGGAGCACUCGUGUGUGCGGUGGUGUACGCUGCAGAGAGGUGAGAGGGGAAGGAGAAGUGCUUUGGGUUGCAACAGAAGCAUACCUGGGAGCCAUGGCGUGUGAACUGCAGCAUGUGGGUGACAGAUCUCAUUCGCACGGCCCAGGUUCGCCUGGGGAACACGGGAGCACUCGUGUGUGCGGUGGUGUACGCUGCAGAGAGGUGAGAGGGGAAGGAGAAGUGCUUUGGGUUGCAACAGAAGCAUACCUGGGAGCCAUGGCGUGUGAACUGCAGCAUGUGGGUGACAGAUCUCAUUCGCACGGCCCAGGUUCGCCUGGGGAACACGGGAGCACUCGUGUGUGCGGUGGUGUACGCUGCAGAGAGGUGAGAGGGGAAGGAGAAGUGCUUUGGGUUGCAACAGAAGCAUACCUGGGAGCCAUGGCGUGUGAACUGCAGCAUGUGGGUGACAGAUCUCAUUCGCACGGCCCAGGUUCGCCUGGGGAACACGGGAGCACUCGUGUGUGCGGUGGUGUACGCUGCAGAGAGGUGAGAGGGGAAGGAGAAGUGCUUUGGGUUGCAACAGAAGCAUACCUGGGAGCCAUGGCGUGUGAACUGCAGCAUGUGGGUGACAGAUCUCAUUCGCACGGCCCAGGUUCGCCUGGGGAACACGGGAGCACUCGUGUGUGCGGUGGUGUACGCUGCAGAGAGGUGAGAGGGGAAGGAGAAGUGCUUUGGGUUGCAACAGAAGCAUACCUGGGAGCCAUGGCGUGUGAACUGCAGCAUGUGGGUGACAGAUCUCAUUCGCACGGCCCAGGUUCGCCUGGGGAACACGGGAGCACUCGUGUGUGCGGUGGUGUACGCUGCAGAGAGGUGAGAGGGGAAGGAGAAGUGCUUUGGGUUGCAACAGAAGCAUACCUGGGAGCCAUGGCGUGUGAACUGCAGCAUGUGGGUGACAGAUCUCAUUCGCACGGCCCAGGUUCGCCUGGGGAACACGGGAGCACUCGUGUGUGCGGUGGUGUACGCUGCAGAGAGGUGAGAGGGGAAGGAGAAGUGCUUUGGGUUGCAACAGAAGCAUACCUGGGAGCCAUGGCGUGUGAACUGCAGCAUGUGGGUGACAGAUCUCAUUCGCACGGCCCAGGUUCGCCUGGGGAACACGGGAGCACUCGUGUGUGCGGUGGUGUACGCUGCAGAGAGGUGAGAGGGGAAGGAGAAGUGCUUUGGGUUGCAACAGAAGCAUACCUGGGAGCCAUGGCGUGUGAACUGCAGCAUGUGGGUGACAGAUCUCAUUCGCACGGCCCAGGUUCGCCUGGGGAACACGGGAGCACUCGUGUGUGCGGUGGUGUACGCUGCAGAGAGGUGAGAGGGGAAGGAGAAGUGCUUUGGGUUGCAACAGAAGCAUACCUGGGAGCCAUGGCGUGUGAACUGCAGCAUGUGGGUGACAGAUCUCAUUCGCACGGCCCAGGUUCGCCUGGGGAACACGGGAGCACUCGUGUGUGCGGUGGUGUACGCUGCAGAGAGGUGAGAGGGGAAGGAGAAGUGCUUUGGGUUGCAACAGAAGCAUACCUGGGAGCCAUGGCGUGUGAACUGCAGCAUGUGGGUGACAGAUCUCAUUCGCACGGCCCAGGUUCGCCUGGGGAACACGGGAGCACUCGUGUGUGCGGUGGUGUACGCUGCAGAGAGGUGAGAGGGGAAGGAGAAGUGCUUUGGGUUGCAACAGAAGCAUACCUGGGAGCCAUGGCGUGUGAACUGCAGCAUGUGGGUGACAGAUCUCAUUCGCACGGCCCAGGUUCGCCUGGGGAACACGGGAGCACUCGUGUGUGCGGUGGUGUACGCUGCAGAGAGGUGAGAGGGGAAGGAGAAGUGCUUUGGGUUGCAACAGAAGCAUACCUGGGAGCCAUGGCGUGUGAACUGCAGCAUGUGGGUGACAGAUCUCAUUCGCACGGCCCAGGUUCGCCUGGGGAACACGGGAGCACUCGUGUGUGCGGUGGUGUACGCUGCAGAGAGGUGAGAGGGGAAGGAGAAGUGCUUUGGGUUGCAACAGAAGCAUACCUGGGAGCCAUGGCGUGUGAACUGCAGCAUGUGGGUGACAGAUCUCAUUCGCACGGCCCAGGUUCGCCUGGGGAACACGGGAGCACUCGUGUGUGCGGUGGUGUACGCUGCAGAGAGGUGAGAGGGGAAGGAGAAGUGCUUUGGGUUGCAACAGAAGCAUACCUGGGAGCCAUGGCGUGUGAACUGCAGCAUGUGGGUGACAGAUCUCAUUCGCACGGCCCAGGUUCGCCUGGGGAACACGGGAGCACUCGUGUGUGCGGUGGUGUACGCUGCAGAGAGGUGAGAGGGGAAGGAGAAGUGCUUUGGGUUGCAACAGAAGCAUACCUGGGAGCCAUGGCGUGUGAACUGCAGCAUGUGGGUGACAGAUCUCAUUCGCACGGCCCAGGUUCGCCUGGGGAACACGGGAGCACUCGUGUGUGCGGUGGUGUACGCUGCAGAGAGGUGAGAGGGGAAGGAGAAGUGCUUUGGGUUGCAACAGAAGCAUACCUGGGAGCCAUGGCGUGUGAACUGCAGCAUGUGGGUGACAGAUCUCAUUCGCACGGCCCAGGUUCGCCUGGGGAACACGGGAGCACUCGUGUGUGCGGUGGUGUACGCUGCAGAGAGGUGAGAGGGGAAGGAGAAGUGCUUUGGGUUGCAACAGAAGCAUACCUGGGAGCCAUGGCGUGUGAACUGCAGCAUGUGGGUGACAGAUCUCAUUCGCACGGCCCAGGUUCGCCUGGGGAACACGGGAGCACUCGUGUGUGCGGUGGUGUACGCUGCAGAGAGGUGAGAGGGGAAGGAGAAGUGCUUUGGGUUGCAACAGAAGCAUACCUGGGAGCCAUGGCGUGUGAACUGCAGCAUGUGGGUGACAGAUCUCAUUCGCACGGCCCAGGUUCGCCUGGGGAACACGGGAGCACUCGUGUGUGCGGUGGUGUACGCUGCAGAGAGGUGAGAGGGGAAGGAGAAGUGCUUUGGGUUGCAACAGAAGCAUACCUGGGAGCCAUGGCGUGUGAACUGCAGCAUGUGGGUGACAGAUCUCAUUCGCACGGCCCAGGUUCGCCUGGGGAACACGGGAGCACUCGUGUGUGCGGUGGUGUACGCUGCAGAGAGGUGAGAGGGGAAGGAGAAGUGCUUUGGGUUGCAACAGAAGCAUACCUGGGAGCCAUGGCGUGUGAACUGCAGCAUGUGGGUGACAGAUCUCAUUCGCACGGCCCAGGUUCGCCUGGGGAACACGGGAGCACUCGUGUGUGCGGUGGUGUACGCUGCAGAGAGGUGAGAGGGGAAGGAGAAGUGCUUUGGGUUGCAACAGAAGCAUACCUGGGAGCCAUGGCGUGUGAACUGCAGCAUGUGGGUGACAGAUCUCAUUCGCACGGCCCAGGUUCGCCUGGGGAACACGGGAGCACUCGUGUGUGCGGUGGUGUACGCUGCAGAGAGGUGAGAGGGGAAGGAGAAGUGCUUUGGGUUGCAACAGAAGCAUACCUGGGAGCCAUGGCGUGUGAACUGCAGCAUGUGGGUGACAGAUCUCAUUCGCACGGCCCAGGUUCGCCUGGGGAACACGGGAGCACUCGUGUGUGCGGUGGUGUACGCUGCAGAGAGGUGAGAGGGGAAGGAGAAGUGCUUUGGGUUGCAACAGAAGCAUACCUGGGAGCCAUGGCGUGUGAACUGCAGCAUGUGGGUGACAGAUCUCAUUCGCACGGCCCAGGUUCGCCUGGGGAACACGGGAGCACUCGUGUGUGCGGUGGUGUACGCUGCAGAGAGGUGAGAGGGGAAGGAGAAGUGCUUUGGGUUGCAACAGAAGCAUACCUGGGAGCCAUGGCGUGUGAACUGCAGCAUGUGGGUGACAGAUCUCAUUCGCACGGCCCAGGUUCGCCUGGGGAACACGGGAGCACUCGUGUGUGCGGUGGUGUACGCUGCAGAGAGGUGAGAGGGGAAGGAGAAGUGCUUUGGGUUGCAACAGAAGCAUACCUGGGAGCCAUGGCGUGUGAACUGCAGCAUGUGGGUGACAGAUCUCAUUCGCACGGCCCAGGUUCGCCUGGGGAACACGGGAGCACUCGUGUGUGCGGUGGUGUACGCUGCAGAGAGGUGAGAGGGGAAGGAGAAGUGCUUUGGGUUGCAACAGAAGCAUACCUGGGAGCCAUGGCGUGUGAACUGCAGCAUGUGGGUGACAGAUCUCAUUCGCACGGCCCAGGUUCGCCUGGGGAACACGGGAGCACUCGUGUGUGCGGUGGUGUACGCUGCAGAGAGGUGAGAGGGGAAGGAGAAGUGCUUUGGGUUGCAACAGAAGCAUACCUGGGAGCCAUGGCGUGUGAACUGCAGCAUGUGGGUGACAGAUCUCAUUCGCACGGCCCAGGUUCGCCUGGGGAACACGGGAGCACUCGUGUGUGCGGUGGUGUACGCUGCAGAGAGGUGAGAGGGGAAGGAGAAGUGCUUUGGGUUGCAACAGAAGCAUACCUGGGAGCCAUGGCGUGUGAACUGCAGCAUGUGGGUGACAGAUCUCAUUCGCACGGCCCAGGUUCGCCUGGGGAACACGGGAGCACUCGUGUGUGCGGUGGUGUACGCUGCAGAGAGGUGAGAGGGGAAGGAGAAGUGCUUUGGGUUGCAACAGAAGCAUACCUGGGAGCCAUGGCGUGUGAACUGCAGCAUGUGGGUGACAGAUCUCAUUCGCACGGCCCAGGUUCGCCUGGGGAACACGGGAGCACUCGUGUGUGCGGUGGUGUACGCUGCAGAGAGGUGAGAGGGGAAGGAGAAGUGCUUUGGGUUGCAACAGAAGCAUACCUGGGAGCCAUGGCGUGUGAACUGCAGCAUGUGGGUGACAGAUCUCAUUCGCACGGCCCAGGUUCGCCUGGGGAACACGGGAGCACUCGUGUGUGCGGUGGUGUACGCUGCAGAGAGGUGAGAGGGGAAGGAGAAGUGCUUUGGGUUGCAACAGAAGCAUACCUGGGAGCCAUGGCGUGUGAACUGCAGCAUGUGGGUGACAGAUCUCAUUCGCACGGCCCAGGUUCGCCUGGGGAACACGGGAGCACUCGUGUGUGCGGUGGUGUACGCUGCAGAGAGGUGAGAGGGGAAGGAGAAGUGCUUUGGGUUGCAACAGAAGCAUACCUGGGAGCCAUGGCGUGUGAACUGCAGCAUGUGGGUGACAGAUCUCAUUCGCACGGCCCAGGUUCGCCUGGGGAACACGGGAGCACUCGUGUGUGCGGUGGUGUACGCUGCAGAGAGGUGAGAGGGGAAGGAGAAGUGCUUUGGGUUGCAACAGAAGCAUACCUGGGAGCCAUGGCGUGUGAACUGCAGCAUGUGGGUGACAGAUCUCAUUCGCACGGCCCAGGUUCGCCUGGGGAACACGGGAGCACUCGUGUGUGCGGUGGUGUACGCUGCAGAGAGGUGAGAGGGGAAGGAGAAGUGCUUUGGGUUGCAACAGAAGCAUACCUGGGAGCCAUGGCGUGUGAACUGCAGCAUGUGGGUGACAGAUCUCAUUCGCACGGCCCAGGUUCGCCUGGGGAACACGGGAGCACUCGUGUGUGCGGUGGUGUACGCUGCAGAGAGGUGAGAGGGGAAGGAGAAGUGCUUUGGGUUGCAACAGAAGCAUACCUGGGAGCCAUGGCGUGUGAACUGCAGCAUGUGGGUGACAGAUCUCAUUCGCACGGCCCAGGUUCGCCUGGGGAACACGGGAGCACUCGUGUGUGCGGUGGUGUACGCUGCAGAGAGGUGAGAGGGGAAGGAGAAGUGCUUUGGGUUGCAACAGAAGCAUACCUGGGAGCCAUGGCGUGUGAACUGCAGCAUGUGGGUGACAGAUCUCAUUCGCACGGCCCAGGUUCGCCUGGGGAACACGGGAGCACUCGUGUGUGCGGUGGUGUACGCUGCAGAGAGGUGAGAGGGGAAGGAGAAGUGCUUUGGGUUGCAACAGAAGCAUACCUGGGAGCCAUGGCGUGUGAACUGCAGCAUGUGGGUGACAGAUCUCAUUCGCACGGCCCAGGUUCGCCUGGGGAACACGGGAGCACUCGUGUGUGCGGUGGUGUACGCUGCAGAGAGGUGAGAGGGGAAGGAGAAGUGCUUUGGGUUGCAACAGAAGCAUACCUGGGAGCCAUGGCGUGUGAACUGCAGCAUGUGGGUGACAGAUCUCAUUCGCACGGCCCAGGUUCGCCUGGGGAACACGGGAGCACUCGUGUGUGCGGUGGUGUACGCUGCAGAGAGGUGAGAGGGGAAGGAGAAGUGCUUUGGGUUGCAACAGAAGCAUACCUGGGAGCCAUGGCGUGUGAACUGCAGCAUGUGGGUGACAGAUCUCAUUCGCACGGCCCAGGUUCGCCUGGGGAACACGGGAGCACUCGUGUGUGCGGUGGUGUACGCUGCAGAGAGGUGAGAGGGGAAGGAGAAGUGCUUUGGGUUGCAACAGAAGCAUACCUGGGAGCCAUGGCGUGUGAACUGCAGCAUGUGGGUGACAGAUCUCAUUCGCACGGCCCAGGUUCGCCUGGGGAACACGGGAGCACUCGUGUGUGCGGUGGUGUACGCUGCAGAGAGGUGAGAGGGGAAGGAGAAGUGCUUUGGGUUGCAACAGAAGCAUACCUGGGAGCCAUGGCGUGUGAACUGCAGCAUGUGGGUGACAGAUCUCAUUCGCACGGCCCAGGUUCGCCUGGGGAACACGGGAGCACUCGUGUGUGCGGUGGUGUACGCUGCAGAGAGGUGAGAGGGGAAGGAGAAGUGCUUUGGGUUGCAACAGAAGCAUACCUGGGAGCCAUGGCGUGUGAACUGCAGCAUGUGGGUGACAGAUCUCAUUCGCACGGCCCAGGUUCGCCUGGGGAACACGGGAGCACUCGUGUGUGCGGUGGUGUACGCUGCAGAGAGGUGAGAGGGGAAGGAGAAGUGCUUUGGGUUGCAACAGAAGCAUACCUGGGAGCCAUGGCGUGUGAACUGCAGCAUGUGGGUGACAGAUCUCAUUCGCACGGCCCAGGUUCGCCUGGGGAACACGGGAGCACUCGUGUGUGCGGUGGUGUACGCUGCAGAGAGGUGAGAGGGGAAGGAGAAGUGCUUUGGGUUGCAACAGAAGCAUACCUGGGAGCCAUGGCGUGUGAACUGCAGCAUGUGGGUGACAGAUCUCAUUCGCACGGCCCAGGUUCGCCUGGGGAACACGGGAGCACUCGUGUGUGCGGUGGUGUACGCUGCAGAGAGGUGAGAGGGGAAGGAGAAGUGCUUUGGGUUGCAACAGAAGCAUACCUGGGAGCCAUGGCGUGUGAACUGCAGCAUGUGGGUGACAGAUCUCAUUCGCACGGCCCAGGUUCGCCUGGGGAACACGGGAGCACUCGUGUGUGCGGUGGUGUACGCUGCAGAGAGGUGAGAGGGGAAGGAGAAGUGCUUUGGGUUGCAACAGAAGCAUACCUGGGAGCCAUGGCGUGUGAACUGCAGCAUGUGGGUGACAGAUCUCAUUCGCACGGCCCAGGUUCGCCUGGGGAACACGGGAGCACUCGUGUGUGCGGUGGUGUACGCUGCAGAGAGGUGAGAGGGGAAGGAGAAGUGCUUUGGGUUGCAACAGAAGCAUACCUGGGAGCCAUGGCGUGUGAACUGCAGCAUGUGGGUGACAGAUCUCAUUCGCACGGCCCAGGUUCGCCUGGGGAACACGGGAGCACUCGUGUGUGCGGUGGUGUACGCUGCAGAGAGGUGAGAGGGGAAGGAGAAGUGCUUUGGGUUGCAACAGAAGCAUACCUGGGAGCCAUGGCGUGUGAACUGCAGCAUGUGGGUGACAGAUCUCAUUCGCACGGCCCAGGUUCGCCUGGGGAACACGGGAGCACUCGUGUGUGCGGUGGUGUACGCUGCAGAGAGGUGAGAGGGGAAGGAGAAGUGCUUUGGGUUGCAACAGAAGCAUACCUGGGAGCCAUGGCGUGUGAACUGCAGCAUGUGGGUGACAGAUCUCAUUCGCACGGCCCAGGUUCGCCUGGGGAACACGGGAGCACUCGUGUGUGCGGUGGUGUACGCUGCAGAGAGGUGAGAGGGGAAGGAGAAGUGCUUUGGGUUGCAACAGAAGCAUACCUGGGAGCCAUGGCGUGUGAACUGCAGCAUGUGGGUGACAGAUCUCAUUCGCACGGCCCAGGUUCGCCUGGGGAACACGGGAGCACUCGUGUGUGCGGUGGUGUACGCUGCAGAGAGGUGAGAGGGGAAGGAGAAGUGCUUUGGGUUGCAACAGAAGCAUACCUGGGAGCCAUGGCGUGUGAACUGCAGCAUGUGGGUGACAGAUCUCAUUCGCACGGCCCAGGUUCGCCUGGGGAACACGGGAGCACUCGUGUGUGCGGUGGUGUACGCUGCAGAGAGGUGAGAGGGGAAGGAGAAGUGCUUUGGGUUGCAACAGAAGCAUACCUGGGAGCCAUGGCGUGUGAACUGCAGCAUGUGGGUGACAGAUCUCAUUCGCACGGCCCAGGUUCGCCUGGGGAACACGGGAGCACUCGUGUGUGCGGUGGUGUACGCUGCAGAGAGGUGAGAGGGGAAGGAGAAGUGCUUUGGGUUGCAACAGAAGCAUACCUGGGAGCCAUGGCGUGUGAACUGCAGCAUGUGGGUGACAGAUCUCAUUCGCACGGCCCAGGUUCGCCUGGGGAACACGGGAGCACUCGUGUGUGCGGUGGUGUACGCUGCAGAGAGGUGAGAGGGGAAGGAGAAGUGCUUUGGGUUGCAACAGAAGCAUACCUGGGAGCCAUGGCGUGUGAACUGCAGCAUGUGGGUGACAGAUCUCAUUCGCACGGCCCAGGUUCGCCUGGGGAACACGGGAGCACUCGUGUGUGCGGUGGUGUACGCUGCAGAGAGGUGAGAGGGGAAGGAGAAGUGCUUUGGGUUGCAACAGAAGCAUACCUGGGAGCCAUGGCGUGUGAACUGCAGCAUGUGGGUGACAGAUCUCAUUCGCACGGCCCAGGUUCGCCUGGGGAACACGGGAGCACUCGUGUGUGCGGUGGUGUACGCUGCAGAGAGGUGAGAGGGGAAGGAGAAGUGCUUUGGGUUGCAACAGAAGCAUACCUGGGAGCCAUGGCGUGUGAACUGCAGCAUGUGGGUGACAGAUCUCAUUCGCACGGCCCAGGUUCGCCUGGGGAACACGGGAGCACUCGUGUGUGCGGUGGUGUACGCUGCAGAGAGGUGAGAGGGGAAGGAGAAGUGCUUUGGGUUGCAACAGAAGCAUACCUGGGAGCCAUGGCGUGUGAACUGCAGCAUGUGGGUGACAGAUCUCAUUCGCACGGCCCAGGUUCGCCUGGGGAACACGGGAGCACUCGUGUGUGCGGUGGUGUACGCUGCAGAGAGGUGAGAGGGGAAGGAGAAGUGCUUUGGGUUGCAACAGAAGCAUACCUGGGAGCCAUGGCGUGUGAACUGCAGCAUGUGGGUGACAGAUCUCAUUCGCACGGCCCAGGUUCGCCUGGGGAACACGGGAGCACUCGUGUGUGCGGUGGUGUACGCUGCAGAGAGGUGAGAGGGGAAGGAGAAGUGCUUUGGGUUGCAACAGAAGCAUACCUGGGAGCCAUGGCGUGUGAACUGCAGCAUGUGGGUGACAGAUCUCAUUCGCACGGCCCAGGUUCGCCUGGGGAACACGGGAGCACUCGUGUGUGCGGUGGUGUACGCUGCAGAGAGGUGAGAGGGGAAGGAGAAGUGCUUUGGGUUGCAACAGAAGCAUACCUGGGAGCCAUGGCGUGUGAACUGCAGCAUGUGGGUGACAGAUCUCAUUCGCACGGCCCAGGUUCGCCUGGGGAACACGGGAGCACUCGUGUGUGCGGUGGUGUACGCUGCAGAGAGGUGAGAGGGGAAGGAGAAGUGCUUUGGGUUGCAACAGAAGCAUACCUGGGAGCCAUGGCGUGUGAACUGCAGCAUGUGGGUGACAGAUCUCAUUCGCACGGCCCAGGUUCGCCUGGGGAACACGGGAGCACUCGUGUGUGCGGUGGUGUACGCUGCAGAGAGGUGAGAGGGGAAGGAGAAGUGCUUUGGGUUGCAACAGAAGCAUACCUGGGAGCCAUGGCGUGUGAACUGCAGCAUGUGGGUGACAGAUCUCAUUCGCACGGCCCAGGUUCGCCUGGGGAACACGGGAGCACUCGUGUGUGCGGUGGUGUACGCUGCAGAGAGGUGAGAGGGGAAGGAGAAGUGCUUUGGGUUGCAACAGAAGCAUACCUGGGAGCCAUGGCGUGUGAACUGCAGCAUGUGGGUGACAGAUCUCAUUCGCACGGCCCAGGUUCGCCUGGGGAACACGGGAGCACUCGUGUGUGCGGUGGUGUACGCUGCAGAGAGGUGAGAGGGGAAGGAGAAGUGCUUUGGGUUGCAACAGAAGCAUACCUGGGAGCCAUGGCGUGUGAACUGCAGCAUGUGGGUGACAGAUCUCAUUCGCACGGCCCAGGUUCGCCUGGGGAACACGGGAGCACUCGUGUGUGCGGUGGUGUACGCUGCAGAGAGGUGAGAGGGGAAGGAGAAGUGCUUUGGGUUGCAACAGAAGCAUACCUGGGAGCCAUGGCGUGUGAACUGCAGCAUGUGGGUGACAGAUCUCAUUCGCACGGCCCAGGUUCGCCUGGGGAACACGGGAGCACUCGUGUGUGCGGUGGUGUACGCUGCAGAGAGGUGAGAGGGGAAGGAGAAGUGCUUUGGGUUGCAACAGAAGCAUACCUGGGAGCCAUGGCGUGUGAACUGCAGCAUGUGGGUGACAGAUCUCAUUCGCACGGCCCAGGUUCGCCUGGGGAACACGGGAGCACUCGUGUGUGCGGUGGUGUACGCUGCAGAGAGGUGAGAGGGGAAGGAGAAGUGCUUUGGGUUGCAACAGAAGCAUACCUGGGAGCCAUGGCGUGUGAACUGCAGCAUGUGGGUGACAGAUCUCAUUCGCACGGCCCAGGUUCGCCUGGGGAACACGGGAGCACUCGUGUGUGCGGUGGUGUACGCUGCAGAGAGGUGAGAGGGGAAGGAGAAGUGCUUUGGGUUGCAACAGAAGCAUACCUGGGAGCCAUGGCGUGUGAACUGCAGCAUGUGGGUGACAGAUCUCAUUCGCACGGCCCAGGUUCGCCUGGGGAACACGGGAGCACUCGUGUGUGCGGUGGUGUACGCUGCAGAGAGGUGAGAGGGGAAGGAGAAGUGCUUUGGGUUGCAACAGAAGCAUACCUGGGAGCCAUGGCGUGUGAACUGCAGCAUGUGGGUGACAGAUCUCAUUCGCACGGCCCAGGUUCGCCUGGGGAACACGGGAGCACUCGUGUGUGCGGUGGUGUACGCUGCAGAGAGGUGAGAGGGGAAGGAGAAGUGCUUUGGGUUGCAACAGAAGCAUACCUGGGAGCCAUGGCGUGUGAACUGCAGCAUGUGGGUGACAGAUCUCAUUCGCACGGCCCAGGUUCGCCUGGGGAACACGGGAGCACUCGUGUGUGCGGUGGUGUACGCUGCAGAGAGGUGAGAGGGGAAGGAGAAGUGCUUUGGGUUGCAACAGAAGCAUACCUGGGAGCCAUGGCGUGUGAACUGCAGCAUGUGGGUGACAGAUCUCAUUCGCACGGCCCAGGUUCGCCUGGGGAACACGGGAGCACUCGUGUGUGCGGUGGUGUACGCUGCAGAGAGGUGAGAGGGGAAGGAGAAGUGCUUUGGGUUGCAACAGAAGCAUACCUGGGAGCCAUGGCGUGUGAACUGCAGCAUGUGGGUGACAGAUCUCAUUCGCACGGCCCAGGUUCGCCUGGGGAACACGGGAGCACUCGUGUGUGCGGUGGUGUACGCUGCAGAGAGGUGAGAGGGGAAGGAGAAGUGCUUUGGGUUGCAACAGAAGCAUACCUGGGAGCCAUGGCGUGUGAACUGCAGCAUGUGGGUGACAGAUCUCAUUCGCACGGCCCAGGUUCGCCUGGGGAACACGGGAGCACUCGUGUGUGCGGUGGUGUACGCUGCAGAGAGGUGAGAGGGGAAGGAGAAGUGCUUUGGGUUGCAACAGAAGCAUACCUGGGAGCCAUGGCGUGUGAACUGCAGCAUGUGGGUGACAGAUCUCAUUCGCACGGCCCAGGUUCGCCUGGGGAACACGGGAGCACUCGUGUGUGCGGUGGUGUACGCUGCAGAGAGGUGAGAGGGGAAGGAGAAGUGCUUUGGGUUGCAACAGAAGCAUACCUGGGAGCCAUGGCGUGUGAACUGCAGCAUGUGGGUGACAGAUCUCAUUCGCACGGCCCAGGUUCGCCUGGGGAACACGGGAGCACUCGUGUGUGCGGUGGUGUACGCUGCAGAGAGGUUCGCCUGGGGAACACGGGAGCACUCGUGUGUGCGGUGGUGUACGCUGCAGAGAGCAUGUGGGUGACAGAUCUCAUUCGCACGGCCCAGGUUCGCCUGGGGAACACGGGAGCACUCGUGUGUGCGGUGGUGUACGCUGCAGAGAGCAUGUGGGUGACAGAUCUCAUUCGCACGGCCCAGGUUCGCCUGGGGAACACGGGAGCACUCGUGUGUGCGGUGGUGUACGCUGCAGAGAGCAUGUGGGUGACAGAUCUCAUUCGCACGGCCCAGGUUCGCCUGGGGAACACGGGAGCACUCGUGUGUGCGGUGGUGUACGCUGCAGAGAGCAUGUGGGUGACAGAUCUCAUUCGCACGGCCCAGGUUCGCCUGGGGAACACGGGAGCACUCGUGUGUGCGGUGGUGUACGCUGCAGAGAGCAUGUGGGUGACAGAUCUCAUUCGCACGGCCCAGGUUCGCCUGGGGAACACGGGAGCACUCGUGUGUGCGGUGGUGUACGCUGCAGAGAGCAUGUGGGUGACAGAUCUCAUUCGCACGGCCCAGGUUCGCCUGGGGAACACGGGAGCACUCGUGUGUGCGGUGGUGUACGCUGCAGAGAGCAUGUGGGUGACAGAUCUCAUUCGCACGGCCCAGGUUCGCCUGGGGAACACGGGAGCACUCGUGUGUGCGGUGGUGUACGCUGCAGAGAGCAUGUGGGUGACAGAUCUCAUUCGCACGGCCCAGGUUCGCCUGGGGAACACGGGAGCACUCGUGUGUGCGGUGGUGUACGCUGCAGAGAGCAUGUGGGUGACAGAUCUCAUUCGCACGGCCCAGGUUCGCCUGGGGAACACGGGAGCACUCGUGUGUGCGGUGGUGUACGCUGCAGAGAGCAUGUGGGUGACAGAUCUCAUUCGCACGGCCCAGGUUCGCCUGGGGAACACGGGAGCACUCGUGUGUGCGGUGGUGUACGCUGCAGAGAGCAUGUGGGUGACAGAUCUCAUUCGCACGGCCCAGGUUCGCCUGGGGAACACGGGAGCACUCGUGUGUGCGGUGGUGUACGCUGCAGAGAGCAUGUGGGUGACAGAUCUCAUUCGCACGGCCCAGGUUCGCCUGGGGAACACGGGAGCACUCGUGUGUGCGGUGGUGUACGCUGCAGAGAGCAUGUGGGUGACAGAUCUCAUUCGCACGGCCCAGGUUCGCCUGGGGAACACGGGAGCACUCGUGUGUGCGGUGGUGUACGCUGCAGAGAGCAUGUGGGUGACAGAUCUCAUUCGCACGGCCCAGGUUCGCCUGGGGAACACGGGAGCACUCGUGUGUGCGUGGUGUGUGCGGUGGUGUGCUGCAGAGAGCAUGUGGGUGACAGAUCUCAUUCGCACGGCCCAGGUUCGCCUGGGGAACACGGGAGCACUCGUGUGUGCGGUGGUGUACGCUGCAGAGAGCAUGUGGGUGACAGAUCUCAUUCGCACGGCCCAGGUUCGCCUGGGGAACACGGGAGCACUCGUGUGUGCGGUGGUGUACGCUGCAGAGAGCAUGUGGGUGACAGAUCUCAUUCGCACGGCCCAGGUUCGCCUGGGGAACACGGGAGCACUCGUGUGUGCGGUGGUGUACGCUGCAGAGAGCAUGUGGGUGACAGAUCUCAUUCGCACGGCCCAGGUUCGCCUGGGGAACACGGGAGCACUCGUGUGUGCGGUGGUGUACGCUGCAGAGAGCAUGUGGGUGACAGAUCUCAUUCGCACGGCCCAGGUUCGCCUGGGGAACACGGGAGCACUCGUGUGUGCGGUGGUGUACGCUGCAGAGAGCAUGUGGGUGACAGAUCUCAUUCGCACGGCCCAGGUUCGCCUGGGGAACACGGGAGCACUCGUGUGUGCGGUGGUGUACGCUGCAGAGAGCAUGUGGGUGACAGAUCUCAUUCGCACGGCCCAGGUUCGCCUGGGGAACACGGGAGCACUCGUGUGUGCGGUGGUGUACGCUGCAGAGAGACUCUCCAAGGCCUUUGAGAGCUAUACGGCAUCACCCAACAACGUCCGUUUCCGAGGCAUCUAUGCAUGCAAUCCUCCCUUCCCCGCCUUCCGUCCUCUUCCCCCCUCACCCCUCCCAUCCAGACUCAUCCAAGUCCUUGAGCUAGACAGCAUCACCGACCCAGCCUUCCUCUUUGCCAUCAUCCGUUUGAGGCAUUUACUCAAUCUUCCACUUCCCGUCCCCUUCCCUCUCCCUUCCAACCAACCCUCCACCCCUCCCACCCCUCCCACCCAGACUUUCCUCUCCGUCGCAGCGUCCCCACCAACAACUCGAGGCAAUCAGCAGUGGGACCAGUGUACGGGUCACUGGUGCUUCCAUGACGUGACUUACAUUGCACACAAGGUCCUAGAAGAGUUGUAUGCACCAGACCCAUCGAAAUCCUUUGAGCUAUACGACAUCACCGACCCAGCCUCUCUCUUCGCCAUCGUCUCACCAGUCCCCCCCCACGCCUACUUCCGCCCCGACGACAAGCUUCCCUACAUGCAACCCUCCCCGGACUCGGAAACCCGCCCCUGGGAGCAUCGAGCCGUGGUGCCUCUCGAGGAGAUGGGAGCAGGCGUGCGCAAAUAUGAAGUCUGGUGUAGGCACACCCAGCCUUCCAGCGCGUGGCAAUCGUGGGGCAUCCCCAUCCUCAUCGCCCUCUUCGCCCUCCUCCUCGUGGUGCUCGUGCUGCUGGCGGCCUGCCUGCAGCGCUCCAAGUUCUUCCAGACCCAGCAGCAGGUGGCGGAAGCAGACAGGCUGAGACGGCAGGCGGAGCGUGCAGAGGCGUCUAAGAGCAAGUUUGUCGCGUGCAUGUCUCACGAGCUGCGGACGCCCAUGAUUGGGAUCACUGGCAUGCUCGACGCUCUAGCGGACAUGGGUCUGAACGCCUCUCAGCUUGCAGAUCUCCUCAUGGCCAGAGCAUCAGCAAGAGAUGCACUGCAUCUGGUCAACCGCGUGUUGGACCUGGCGAAGCUGGAAGCGGGAAAGGCGGUGGUGGAUGAGGUGGUGAUUGAUUUGAGGGAGUGGCUUGGUGCCACGUUGCACUGGCACGCUGAAAAGGCACGCUCCAAAGGCAUUGAAUGGGGGUGCGCUGCAUGUGGUCUAAUGAAGAGGGGUGCGCUGCAUAAGAUCAAGCUAGAGUGGCAUGCUUUCGGCCAAUAUGACUCGAAACAGCGAGGCCAAUAUGACUCGAACUCAUUCUCACAAUCACGCAUUGGACUCCGCCCUUCCUCCUCAUGCAGUGAGCUCAGCACGGAUUGCCCCACGGAUGUGAUUGUGGAUCCCUUGCUCCUCAGCAACGCGCUCAAGGAGAUCACAGAUAACGCUGUCAAGUUCACGACACAAGGCCACGUGACAGUGCGGGUGUCCCUCAUGCCGCAAGGGACAAGCUUGCAAGACGCCCUUUACUACCAGGGCCUGUCCGCAGCCAUCCCUGGAGCACACACCCUGUCAACUCUCCACGGGGCGUGCAUUGACCUCUGCUCUAGAUGGCACCGCCUGCUCGAGGGGGGUUUGAGACGUCUCAAAACAAGAUGGUGCUGCCUGCUUGAGGAGGUGAAGGGAAGGCAAGCAGUGGGAGCAGCAGGCUGUGAGGCAGUGAAGGGGGAGGGGACGCCAGCAGUCGCAGUAGCAGCACCGCCACCAUCACGACCAGCACCAGCAGUAUCAGCAGCAGCAGCAGCAGCAGCAGCAGCAGGCAGUGCACGGGGGGAGGGGGAGCUUGAAAGGCGGCAAGGAGAUCAAGACAGGAGACACAAUAAAAAACCAGGCAGGGGGCAUGGGAAACGACAGCAUGGGACAGGGCAUGGCAUAGGGUAUGGGAGUGGCAAAGGGAGGGGUGGAGAGCGGUGCAUGCUGGUGCUGUCGUGUCAAGACUCUGGCUGCGGCCUUCCAGCGUCUCUCCACACAGCGAGCGGCAGUGAAGGGCCUUCUUACUUCUCCCUGCUCGAAUCGCGGGAGCAAAGGGAAGGGAGGAGUGGGUCAGGAGCAGCCCUUGGGCUUGUGUUGAUGCCGGGGAUGGAUGGCUUCGCAGCAGCAGCGGCCAUACGAGCCCUUGAGAGGAGGGUCCAGUUUCAAGCCUUUUCAAAGGCACAGCAACUGCAGAAGCAGAGGCAGCAGCGCACCCCUUCUGCUCUGCCCGUCCCUCCCCUAGAAGCUUCAAACCCUGCUGCUGCUGGUGGGUGGCCUGUCUCCCUGAGGGUGCCCAUAGUGGCGCUGACAGCAGACGUGGAUCGCGGAGUGGUGCAGAGGUGUGCAGAGGGGGGGUUUGACGGUGUGCUGCAGAAGCCAGUGGAUGCCCACCUGCUCGCCGCCCACCUCUCCCACAUGCACCCCCAGAGGUCUUUCCCGCGAACUGUGUCACACCCCACUGUCAGUCGAACCAUAAACGGGCACGACAGAUGCGGCAGUCAAUAA
This is a messenger RNA of Closterium sp. Yama58-4, 34263 nucleotides long. The record is from the annotation of a GenBank genome assembly. Lineage: Eukaryota; Viridiplantae; Streptophyta; Zygnematophyceae; Desmidiales; Closteriaceae.